Messenger RNA from Lagenorhynchus albirostris (white-beaked dolphin), 1273 nucleotides. Its product is annotated as ubiquitin-like modifier-activating enzyme 5. Gene Ontology annotation, molecular function: UFM1 activating enzyme activity. Lineage: Eukaryota; Metazoa; Chordata; Mammalia; Artiodactyla; Delphinidae. Gene Ontology annotation, biological process: protein ufmylation. The record is from RefSeq and is a predicted model, not a curated record. Gene Ontology annotation, cellular component: cytoplasm; cytosol.
GACCGGGGCUGGGAGCACUGGCGGCCAGGGUCGCAGCCAUGGCCGAGUCUGUGGAGCGGCUGCAGCAGUGGGUCGAGGAGCCGGAGCGGGAACUGGCCCAGGAGAGAAGUCGCCGGGCCCUGGGGGACGGCGAUGGAGGAGGCGGUCGGGCCUGCGUCGAAAAGAUGAGCCCCGAAGUGGUGGAUUCCAACCCCUACAGCCGCCUGAUGGCAUUGAAACGAAUGGGAAUUGUAAGUGACUAUGAGAAACUCCGUACCUUUGCUGUAGCAAUAGUGGGUGUUGGUGGAGUUGGCAGUGUGACUGCUGAAAUGCUGACAAGAUGUGGCAUUGGUAAGUUGCUACUCUUUGACUAUGACAGGGUGGAACUGGCCAAUAUGAAUAGACUUUUCUUCCAGCCUCAUCAAGCAGGAUUAAGUAAAGUUCAAGCAGCAGAACAUACUUUGAGGAACAUUAAUCCUGAUGUUCUUUUUGAAGUACACAACUACAAUGUAACCACAGUAGAAAACUUUGAACGUUUCAUGAAUAGAAUAAGUAAUGGUGGAUUAGAAGAAGGAAAACCUGUUGACCUAGUUCUUAGCUGUGUGGACAGUUCUGAAGCUCGAAUGACAAUAAAUACAGCUUGUAAUGAGCUUGGACAAACAUGGAUGGAGUCCGGGGUCAGUGAAAAUGCAGUUUCAGGGCAUAUACAGCUCAUAAUUCCUGGAGAAUCUGCUUGUUUUGUGUGUGCUCCACCACUUGUAGUUGCUGCAAAUAUUGAUGAGAAGACGAAACGGGAAGAUGUUUGUGCAGCCAGUCUUCCUACCACUAUGGGAGUGGUUGCUGGGAUCUUGGUACAAAAUGUGUUAAAGUUUCUGUUAAAUUUUGGUACUGUUAGUUUUUACCUUGGAUACAAUGCAAUGCAGGAUUUUUUCCCUACUAUGUCCAUGAAGCCAAAUCCUCAGUGUGAUGACAGAAAUUGUAGGAAGCAACAGGAAGAAUAUAAGAAAAAGGUAGCAGCACUGCCCACACAGGAGGUUGUUCAAGAAGAGGAAGAGAUAAUACAUGACGACAAUGAGUGGGGUAUUCAGUUGGUACCUGAGGUUUCAGGAGAGGAACUGAAAAAUUCUUCAGGUCCAAUUCCUGACUUACCUGAAGGAAUUACAGUGGCAUAUACAGUUCCCCCAAAGCAAGAAGAUUCUGUACCUGAAGUAACAGUGGAAGAUUCUGGUGAAAGCUUGGAAGACCUCAUGGCCAAGAUGAAGAGCAUGUAAAUAAUGGACUGGCCUGUAUUUUA